AUUGAACGACCGUCCAUCAAGUUCCAGCACAGCAACGCCAUAAUGCCUCCCAGACCGGCACUCAAUUGGGGACUUCUUCCCCCGUCCUUCCUCCUCCCGUCGUCCACGCGCUCUCUGCUUCCCUCGAUACCCAUAGCAACCCAUCUCUCCCAAUCACAAACCCCAUCGUACACACCGAUUCGAACGAUAAAAUCGACAAACACCCCACGACCGGACCGCUUCGCCCACAACCCUCACAAAGAUGCUCUCACCAGCACCUCGACAGCCGCACUCGACAGGCGAGCACACUCCACACCCCUCCGAACCGGCCUCCUCGGCAUAAAACGCGGCAUGACAGCCCUCUUCGACACGGAGACGGGGAAACGCACGCCCUGCACAAUCCUCCAGCUCGACCGCAACGAGGUGAUUGCGCACAAGACGCGCGACAAGCACGGCUACUUCGCGGUGCAGAUCGGCGCGGGCAGCAAGCAGGCGUACAACGUCAGCCGGCCGAUGCUGGGCCACUUCGCGGAGGCGGGCGUCGCGCCCAAGCGGUGGGUCGCGGAGUUCCAGGUCAAGACGGAGCAGGGGCUCGCCGUCAAGGUCGGGGAGGAAGUCGGCGCGAGGUGGUUUACCCCCGGGCAGUUUGUGGACGUUAGGGGCGUUUCGAGGGGUAUGGGGUUUGCGGGUGGUAUGAAACGUCACGGCUUCGGCGGUCAACCCGCUUCCCACGGUCAGUCGCUCAUGCAUCGUGGUAUGGGAUCCGCAGGAGGAUCGCAAGGUUCCGGUUCGCGUGUGCUUCCGGGUAAGCGCAUGGCCGGUCGUAUGGGUAACGAGCGCGUGACGGUCAAGAACCUGAAAGUCAUGCAGGUGGACGAAGCGAACGGCAUCGUCGUUGUUCACGGCGCCGUCCCUGGUCCAAAGAAUCAGAUCAUCAGGAUACAAGACGCGCUCGGAAAGCCGUGGCCACAGGGCCCUAUGUCUUUGGCUGACAUCGCGCCUGCGACUAUUGCCGCGGCGGGCGAGGCUGCUGCUGACGCCCCCGCUGCUACUGCUACUGUUUGAUGAGGAGAAGAAAGGCGUUUUUCAUUCAUAAUGAAGACGACGUUGUUGUGAAAACGACGAAUGUGGGAGAGAGGAACCACAAGAAAUGUACAUUACAGCCCCAACCAACCAUGUCCAAAAAUCUAAAGAACGGUUGCAUAACGCAUAGCAUGUAACAACAUGUAACAACAAUACCAUUUCUCAAAUUCCCAACAUCGAGACUUUUAUCCAUGUGCAAAAAAAGUAUUCAAAGGGUAGAGUUGUGAUCACAUCAUACUUGGGGAGAAUUCAACGACAGUCAGUAGUUUUGCACAUAAGAAAGGAAGAAGAAGUACCUCGUAGCUAAUGCGAACUUCUGAAGACAAGCAAUCCUUGACAUAACUGGAGAAUAAUG
Molecule: messenger RNA, 1417 nt
Organism: Aaosphaeria arxii CBS 175.79
Lineage: Eukaryota; Fungi; Ascomycota; Dothideomycetes; Pleosporales
Product: mitochondrial 54S ribosomal protein YmL9
Exons: 3
Coding region: 43-1044 (333 amino acids)
Biological process (GO): translation
Cellular component (GO): mitochondrial large ribosomal subunit; ribosome
Molecular function (GO): structural constituent of ribosome
Source: RefSeq, a predicted model, not a curated record